Trachymyrmex septentrionalis is the source of this 852-nucleotide messenger RNA. RefSeq lists its product as uncharacterized. The coding region runs from base 487 to 834 and encodes 115 amino acids. Lineage: Eukaryota; Metazoa; Arthropoda; Insecta; Hymenoptera; Formicidae. The transcript is spliced from 2 exons. The record is from RefSeq and is a predicted model, not a curated record.
GUUGCCAGAUCGCCGCCAGCCGAGUGAGCAGAGUCGACGUAACACAGCGACGAGGUAUCAGAGCCAUUCUCGUCGGAUCGGAGCAGCAGUUCUCGCACGGAGACCGAGACGGUGUGUGGCCGAGUCGCGACUCUUUCAGAGGAGAAUAAGCCCGUGCGUCUCCUCCUCCUCCUCCUCCUCUUCCUCCUCCUCUUCCUCCUCCUCCUUAUCCUCAGUCCUCACGCUCCCCCGCAAUCCGCAUGCCGCGUCGCGUUGAGUCGCGGCUCGCGAUCGCGACUUCCUCAAAGUGCUCCUCUUAAUGCUCGACGAGCCUCGGCCAUCCGGCCGUCGCGCUUCCGCGGUGCCAUAAAUCCGUUUUGCGUAUCAUGUUCCUCGCCGUCGCCGUCGCCGCCGACGUCGUCGUUAUACCUCACAGUGAAGUAUCGAGGAACAGUGGAGCGUGAGGAGAUCACGAAAACGACGACAGUGAAUUCGUUCACUUGACGAAUGUGCAUCGCGCCGUUCCGGGGAAUCUCAGGAGGAGAUUUGUUGAACGACACGUACGACAACACAUCGAGUACGACGUCGUGCGUUAUCGUCGAAUUGCUAGACGAACGCUCAACGCAGGCAGUGAGCGAGCGGUCUCGUUUCCUGUGCUCUCGCACUCGUCACGUGUCCACUCAGGUAGGGCGAGUCGUAUCGUCGGAGAGGUGGAACCGAUUCUCCGACAAGAGUGACUCUCGCAGUCUCGAACAGUGUGGGCUACUCGUAACACCGAGAUUAACAGAGAUCGGGGAAGCGAUCUGUGGAGCGCGGAGUGUGGAGAUUGUCAGGGCGGAGGGUAGUGAGAACUGAGAGAGACUAUCCCCAUCG